Messenger RNA from Aspergillus mulundensis, 2283 nucleotides. Its product is annotated as putative microtubule binding protein HOOK3. The transcript is spliced from 3 exons. Lineage: Eukaryota; Fungi; Ascomycota; Eurotiomycetes; Eurotiales; Aspergillaceae. Gene Ontology annotation, molecular function: dynein light intermediate chain binding; microtubule binding. Gene Ontology annotation, cellular component: centrosome; cytoplasm. Bases 1 to 2283 code for a protein of 760 amino acids. The record is from RefSeq and is a predicted model, not a curated record. Gene Ontology annotation, biological process: cytoplasmic microtubule organization; cytoskeleton-dependent intracellular transport.
AUGGAGUCGGAGCGCACCGUCAGUCAUUCCGAGGCCUUGUUGGCAUGGGUCAACAGCUUUGAUCUCGUGGGUGAGCCAAAGCAGAUAGCCGAAUUAUCAGAUGGAAGGUUAAUCUGGGAUAUCCUACACGACAUUGACCCCGAGCGCUUCCCCGACGUGACGGACCCCAAGAAAUCCAACCUCGAGAACUUGAUCACAAUACACGGUCGAUUGCAAUAUAACAUUCUAGAUCUACGAAAAUCAGAGGGCUGGCCCCGAGGACUGGAUCCAGAGCCAAACCUGAUUGAGUUCGCCGAGAACAACUCGGCAAGGGACGCGGAGAAGCUGCUCAAGCUUGUUUUCUUUGCCGCUACGAUCACUGCCAAGGGGAACACCGCGAGCUACGAGACAUAUGGCGAUGCGAUUCAGAAACUUGACAGCUCGACUCAAGAGAGUCUCCAGGACUUCCUUGAGAAUGUGGAGGAGGGCCAGUACGAGCUAGACGAUUUGGCGCGGGAAUCGCGGGAGUCCCAGCUGGUCAAGACCAUCGAAGAACUCAAGCAGGAGAAUAGCGUGCUCCGGGAGAAAUAUUUUGCGAAAGAACAGCGUCUGAUGGAGCUAGAAUAUGCGGAGGAGAACUACAAGUCCGAAGUGGAGUUCCUGAAAGAGCGCAUCGACGUUUUGAAAUCCGGCAAAGGCGAGUUUGGUUUCAGCAAACGAGACCUCGACCAGAAGACCGAGGAGAUUGCGGCCCUUGAGGAGCAGCUGUUUAUAGCUUCCGAACAAAAUAGCCAGCUCUCGAGCAGGAUCGAUGAACUCCUCCGCGAAGCCAAGGACUACCAAGCUGUGCGGGAUAAGCUUGACAUUGAGAAGAACAACUACGUAAAUGCAAAUCGCAACGCGAAAUUUGCGGCCGAGCAGAAGUCAAAGGAGAUUGAGAUGCUGCAGUCUAGGAACCAGAAUCUCGAGUCUGAGAAGAAGGAGCUCAAGAAGCAGGUUAUGGAAUACGAUGUGCAAGCACAGAAACUCAACGACCAAUUAAGAGAGUGCAACAAUGCGCUUGCACGGUCUGAGAGAGAAAAUCGCGAGCUCUCCCUUACUAAAGGCAACGUUGACCUGGACAAUGAAGAGCUCCGAAGACGGGUGGAAGGUGCUGAAAAGGAAAUUCAUGAACUGAAAGGGCGAAUCGGCGAGCUGGAAGGAAUCGACGACGAGUAUUCCGGUACUCCUCGUAGCCGGACCCCGACCACAGGAAUGUUGACUCCAGGCAUCCAGGGGAACCUACAAAAGGAUCUGGAAGCCGCUGGCUUUGAGGAAUCCACGUUGUCCAUUGGCGAAGAAGAACAUGCGGACGAUGCUGAAGAAGGCCCCAAGGAAGAACCGGAUAAGGGAAUUGACGAGCAGCAGCUGGCGAAGCAGCUGGCGAUACAGGAAGAAGACAAGGCUAAGCUUCUCCAGGAGAUGCUCAAACCGCUCGAGGAGGCGAAGGAACAGCUCGCACAGUUUAUUUCGGCGCAGACUGGUGGAGGCUCCGAGGCUAUCCAGCAGUCCCUUGAAGAGCUCACAAAGCAGAUUUCGGAGUUGAUCGAGAAGGACCAUGAAAGGUUAGCUCAACGUGCACAGGUUAGUGACCAAUUGAGAUCCCUUCUGCCUUUGGAAUGCACACGCCGGUCGGCAAGUGAGCUCUCGCCUGAGCUGGACGAGGACUGCAGUGAUGAACAGAGUUUGGGCGGGAGGGAGACUCCAUCUUCCACCGUAUCUCCUGCUUCUGAUUCUGAGCAUGCCUCGUCGGAGUCAGAUUCCGACACCGAUAGCGGCGAUGAUAAUGGCAUACGAACUUCUGCACCCUCCCGAUCCACUCGUACUCAACGUUUUUUCCUGGAAGUCAUUAUGGACAACUCAUGCUUAAACCUGAAACUUGCCUCAUCAGCGCUGAAAAUAAAAAUAGCCAAGAAAGGCAAGAACAUCGCUAAUGUCGUCGUCACAUACGAGCUCGAGACAGCAGCUGAAGAAGCCGACGCUACCGAGGGCGAAGAAGACACUGUCAGCAAAGAGCGCGAGAUCAACGCCUACCCCAAACGUGCUUUGCUAACGAGCACGACUUCGCAGCGCGAACUACAAAAACAACUGGAUGCUUUGACCCGGGAACUCGCCCUCAUGAGCUCAUCUUGGUACGAACUUCAAAGCAAGCUACAUAGCACUAACAACGUCCCUACCUCGCGGUAUCGCCAUGGCUCUGCCGGCAUGGUAGAUGCUCAGAAGGGCUGGCUUGCGAGGCAGAGAAGUGCCGUCGCUGGUCGAUGA